AGGAGGCUGAGCCAGCCAUCCCACUGGACGCGCUUAGCCUUUUCCUGCCAGCAGCCCAGUAAACUGUGCCAAAAUCUGGACACACACCUCUCUGGACGUCCAACCAUACUCGGAAAACCGUAGCAGCCUCCCAUCCUCAGCCGAAGCUACACUUUUGAUUUCGACCGGCAUGGUUCAUAAAUAGCGAUGGAUCCAGAGACGACACGUAUCCGUGACGACCCAGACAUCAAGGUGAUGAUGGCUGGGUCCACUCUACGGAAGGUCAAGUCUCGCUCCUGGAAGAAGCAGCGGCAUUUUCGGCUCCUGGAGGACGGGAUGACCAUUUGGUACAAGUCUCGCUGGGCAGGAAAUGGCCACUCCACGUUCUCUGUCAAUGACGUGGAGGCGGUCCGUGAGGGGCAUCAGUCGGAGGUGUUGCUGAGCAUCGCUGAGGAGUUUCCUGCCAACCUUUGCUUCACGCUGGUGUUUCACGGCCGUCAAGGAAACCUGGACCUGGUGGCCGAAACUCCAGAAGAGGCCCGAGCUUGGAUUCAGGGGGUUCGCAAGUUGGUCCACAGAGCUCAGAACAUGGACGAGAAGGAACGCCUGGACCAGUGGGUGUGGGACUGGUUUCAAAAGGCCGACAAGAACAAAGAUGGGAAGAUGACUUUCAAGGAAGUGCGGAAGCUUCUGAAGAUGAUGAACGUUGAGAUGAACGAAGAACACGCUCUGCAUCUCUUCACCAUGGCAGACAAGUCGGGAAGCGGCUCUCUGGAAAUCGAGCAGUUCAUUUUCUUCUAUAAGAUGCUGACUCAGCGGGACGAGGUGUGGAAGGUCUUCCAGGACUACUCUGGAGAUGGUGAGAAGUUGCUCCUGGACGAGCUGGAGAGCUUCCUGAAGGUUGAGCAACACGAGGAAAGCGGCAGCACUCAACACGCAAAAGAGCUGAUCCAGAAAUACGAACCUUCAGAAUCAGCCAAAUCUCAAGGCGCCAUGUCCCUGGAUGGCUUCCAGAAGUACCUCUGCUCUCAGGACGGCUCUGUGUUUAGAAAUGACCGCCUGGGUCUCUACCAGGACAUGAGCCAGCCGCUGAGCCACUACUUCAUCUCCUCGUCCCACAACACGUACCUGCUGGAGGACCAGCUCAGGGGGCACAGCAGCUUGGAGGCCUACAUCAAAGCUCUGAAGCGAGGAUGCCGCUGCGUGGAGAUCGACUGUUGGGACGGGAGCGACGGUGAACCGGUGGUGUACCACGGUCACACUCUGACAUCAAAGAUCCUCUUCAGAGACGUCAUUGCCACACUGAAGGAGUACUCUUUCAAGAAAUCACAGUUCCCCGUCAUCCUGUCCCUGGAGAACCACUGUGGUGUGGAGCAGCAGAGGGUCAUGGCCAAACACCUGAGCCAGAUCCUCGGUCACAUGCUGCAAACCACCUUAUUAGAGGGUCAGGUCCCUAAACAGCUGCCUUCUCCUCAGGAGUUGAGGGGAAAGAUCUUGCUGAAAGCCAAAAAGAUCGGCGGUUUAGAGGGAAGCCUGGACGAAACCGUGACUGAUGACCUCAGCGACGAGGAGGAGAUGACCAAUGGGGAUGGAAGGAGUGCGUCAGCAGAUAACCUGGAGACGUUGAACCACCAGCAGAAGGUUCUGAAAUCCGCUUCCAAAUUGUCCAGGGAGCUGUCAGACUUGGUGGUCUACUGCAAGAGCGUCCACUUCCACGGCUUCGAGCACGCCCGCUCCCACGCCAAGUGUUAUGAGAUGUCGUCGUUUUCGGAGUCCAAGGUGAAGAGGCUCGCCAAGGAAGCAGGGGUAGACUUUGUGCAGUACAACACCAAACAGCUGAGCAGGAUUUACCCCAGCGGCCUCAGAACCGACUCAUCUAACUUCAACCCCCAAGAUAUGUGGAGCGUCGGCUGCCAGAUUGUGGCUCUGAACUUCCAGACAGCCGGUCUGGAGAUGGACCUGAAUGAUGGUCUCUUCCGCCAGAAUGGCAGUUGCGGUUACGUCCUUAAACCCGACUAUCUACGUGACCCCAACUCAAAAUACAGCCCCGAGAAGCCUGAGGAACAUCCUGGCUGCAGACCUCAGCGUCUCUCCAUCCAGGUGAUAAGUGGGCAGCAGCUUCCAAAGGUCAACCAGAAAGAGGGCUCGAUCGUCGACCCCUUGGUCCGAGUGGAGGUCUACGGAGUUCCACAAGACCAGGCCAAGGAAGAGACCAGUCACAUCAACAACAACGGUUUUAACCCCGUCUGGAACGAAACACUAAACUUCUCCAUCCACGCUCCGGAACUGGCCCUCGUUCGUUUCCUGGUGGAAGACUAUGACAAGGCAUCCAGGAAUGACUUCAUGGGACAGUUUACAUUACCAUUUACCUGCAUCCAACCAGGAUAUCGUCACGUGCAUCUGCUGUCAAAAGAUGGAACAGCGAUCCCUCCCUCCUCUCUGUUUGUCAACAUCAGUAUCACAGACCUCACAUGAGUGCGAUGCUGCCUCCUGGACUGGUGACUGCAGAUACCUCCUGCCGCGAUCAACACAAGAAAAAAACAAAUGAAUCCAACCAAACCAACGACUGCAUGAGACUGACAGUGUGAUCAAUAGCCUCGUGUUAUCAUUCCACAUGAUGUGAGCAUGCAUGGGACCAGUGUAAAAUAAGAUUCAGUAUUUCUUUUUUUUUUAUUAUCAGUAUUAUUCAUUCCAACAUGUGCAAUAUUUUUUAAGCAUAAUAUGUUGUAAUAUGUUUUUUUAUGGUUUCUGU
Synchiropus splendidus (mandarinfish) is the source of this 2731-nucleotide messenger RNA. It is a transcript of the gene plcd4b, whose product is annotated as phospholipase C, delta 4b. Gene Ontology annotation, biological process: lipid metabolic process; intracellular signal transduction. The coding region runs from base 187 to 2454 and encodes 755 amino acids. The transcript is spliced from 16 exons. The record is from RefSeq and is a predicted model, not a curated record. Gene Ontology annotation, molecular function: calcium ion binding; phosphatidylinositol-4,5-bisphosphate phospholipase C activity. Lineage: Eukaryota; Metazoa; Chordata; Actinopteri; Syngnathiformes; Callionymidae.